AUGUGGUGGGCUCUCAUCACUAUGGCUACCGUCGGCUACGGCGACAUCACACCCAGCUCCAUGGCCGGCUACACACUGACGGUGUUCUGUGUUGUCGCGGGUAUUCUUCUCACCUCCUACACUGUGCCGAUUCUAGUCAAUGAUUUCCUGCUCUACUACAGUCACGCGGACCAACUGGCCUGGAUGCGACGGGUACACACCUCGGCUACAGAGAAGAGACGAAAUGAACGGCGUGAUCUCCUGGCCAAACGGAGAAUGAAUCGAGUGCGUGCCCUACUGAAGAACUCCGUGGUAGGAAACUACUCACUGGGUCGGGGUACAUCAGCUCAUGGCAACAGUACUUAA
Molecule: messenger RNA, 345 nt
Organism: Dibothriocephalus latus
Lineage: Eukaryota; Metazoa; Platyhelminthes; Cestoda; Diphyllobothriidea; Diphyllobothriidae
Source: the annotation of a GenBank genome assembly